Prunus avium (sweet cherry) is the source of this 2296-nucleotide messenger RNA. It is a transcript of the gene RSY3, whose product is annotated as Adenine nucleotide alpha hydrolases-like superfamily protein. The record is from RefSeq and is a predicted model, not a curated record. Gene Ontology annotation, biological process: tRNA processing. NCBI's taxonomy places the organism in Eukaryota, Viridiplantae, Streptophyta, Magnoliopsida, Rosales, Rosaceae. Gene Ontology annotation, molecular function: ligase activity, forming carbon-nitrogen bonds; ATP binding.
AGUUAAAAACAGAGCAAUCCACUCAAAGCUUGAAGCUUGGAAAUGGCGCGAGGGGUAAUCUUACCGUCGCAAACCAGUACCCAAACCUUACUUUUCGCCAUUCCAAAAAUACCCCUAACAACAUGGAAACUCCCAUUCAUGUCCCGUCAAGUUUCCUGCAAGUGCUCGUCCACCCAAGCCCCAGUCGUCGCAGUCGACAUGGCCAAGUACAAGGAAGCUUUCUCUAGACGAAUGGCCAUGGCUGGCCUCAAGCCCCACCACCGAGUCGCUAUUGGGGUCUCUGGAGGUCCAGACAGUAUGGCUCUAUGUGUUUUGACCGCCCACUGGAAAGCUCAAGACUUUGAUGCGAAAUGUGAUGGUUGUGGCUUCAUUGACGGGCUUUUGGCAAUAAUUGUCGACCAUGGGCUGCGUGCAGAGAGCAAAGAAGAAGCCAACACUGUUUCUAAUCGGGUCUCUAAAAUGGGAAUCAGAAGUCAUAUUGCCCGUUGUGAUUGGCCGGAUGGUCAUCCGAAACAAGGUCACUUGCAAGAAGCAGCUCGUGACAUGAGGUAUGAAAUAUUUCAGAAGAUUUGCAUCCAGAACCGGAUUGGUGUGUUACUUAUUGCACAUCAUGCUGAUGACCAGGCUGAGUUAUUUGUGCUCAGACUAUCUCGUAAUAGCGGUGUCCUUGGACUUGCUGGUAUGCCUUUUACGUCUCAAAUUUUCUCCACGCAUACCCAUUCCUAUGCUGAAGUUUCGGGAAACUACGGUAUCCUUGUUGUGCGACCACUCCUGGAUCUUUCAAAAGAAGAUAUGUACGAGAUAUGUGAAAGAAGUAAUCAGGUCUGGGUGGAAGACCCAACGAAUCAAAGCCUGUUAUAUGCUCGUAAUAGAAUUCGAAUGUCUCUAAGGGACUCAUCAUCAAGUGCAUUCAAGUUGGAGCUACAAGCAGUUAUUUCUGCCUGUCGCAAAACACGCAUAUACAUCGAUUAUAUUUGUGGUAAUUUGAUAAGCAAAGCAGUGACUGUUAUGGAUCUGGGAUAUGCUGUUAUUGAUUUAGAGAUUCUUAAUGAAUCAAAAAUCGAGGACAUUUGCCUGUCAAAGUUUAUUGCCUUGGUUUUGAAGUUCAUCUCACAAAGGCACAGGCCAAUUAGAGGUAGUACUUCAAAAUUGCUUUUGGACUACACACAUACUUUACCGUGCAAGACCUCCCUUACAGCAGCUGGCUGCUACCUUUCUCCAGCUCCUGGGUCUAGAGGCAUGAAAGCUCUAGUUUGUUCUUCUGUCGAUUGUCCUCUACCUUCAAAAAUGGAAUCAUCCCAUCUACAUUUUCAGGCAGAACAGGAAAACUGUACUUCAGAUGAGAUUGUGAAAAUUAUAGCAGAUGGCAAAUCAUAUGCAGAUUCCUUAAUUCCAGAUGCAUCAGAUGUGCAUUUCUUGGAAGGAACUUCUGAAUCAGUUCUAACUGGAGCCAGGAAUCUUGGUAUGCUUAGUGAGUCAACCCUUUCAAAUAUUCUUUUAUUACAGAAGGAAGAGAUUCAGAAUUUCAAGUCUAAGAGCAAAGUCGCAGCUGACUACAAGUCAGAGCAUGGAGUCAAAUCUGUUAGUACAUCAAGGAGUGAACCUCUUCACCCUGGGCAAAUAUGUUGCUUCAUGAACCGGUUCUUUGUCACAUGGAAACUGAGUGAGGAAGUUACUGAAAAUGCAACUUCUGAGGAAGCUAAUAGCGAUGGAGUUUCGGAGGGACAAAGUCGGGGCUGUUGCAGAUCUUGUGUAUUUGGUCAUGACAUGAUGGUUGAGGUGCGGAACAUGAGUGAACCAGAUUGGCUGUAUCUUGCCAACUUGUCGAAGAGUCGAACUUCAGAAAACUUUCAAGAACAGAGACAUUCUUUAGAUAGUAGGGUAGAGCAAACAGAAGAGAAGACAAACGGAUGUCUAGAUUAUGCAAGGCUCUCAGCACAAAGAGCCCUUGUAUCCCUGAAGUCUAUCCCUCUGGCUGCAAGAAGAGGCCUGCCUGUCCUAGUGAAUAGUCAAGGACUACUGCUAAGCAUCCCAAGCAUUGGCUUCAAACACUGCCCAUGCUUAAUGGUAUCUGCAACAUUCAAGCCAAAAGUACCACUCGGCGGAGGUCAUAGUACGUUCAUCUAGUCGCCAUAGUUUCGAAUCAGCGGGUCCACCCAUUCUCUACAACCUGGAUGCUCGCACAAUUUUGUACUGUCUUUAGAUUAUGUUGCAGUUUGCAACCGAGGUUACCUGUAUUGAACCCAGCUUCUUGACCCACCCAAAAAAAAAAACCCAGCUUCAAACCCCAAACUUU